AUGGAUCAGCCAUUAACUGUGAACUCCCUGAGAAAGUUAGCUGCGAUGCCAGACCACACGGAUGUCUCCCUCACUCCAGAAGAACGAGUCCGUGCUCUAAGCAAGCUGGGAGGAAACAUCACCAUCAAUGAAGAUAUCACUCCACGCCGCUACUUUAGAUCCGGCGUAGAAAUGGAGAGGAUGGCAUCUGUGUAUUUGGAAGAAGGAAACCUGGAAAGUGCAUUUGUCCUUUAUAAUAAAUUUAUAACUUUGUUUGUAGAAAAGCUUCCCAACCAUCGAGAUUACCAGCAAUGUGCAGUACCCGAAAAGCAAGAUAUUAUGAAGAAACUGAAGGAGAUUGCAUUCCCAAGGACAGAUGAAUUGAAAAAGGACCUUUUAAAGAAAUAUAACGUAGAAUACCAAGAAUAUUUGCAAAGCAAAAACAAAUACAAAGCUGAAAUUCUCAAAAAACUGGAGCAUCAGAGGUUGAUCGAGGCAGAAAGGAAGAGGAUCGCCCAGAUGCGCCAGCAGCAGCUGGAGUCAGAGCAGUUUUCGAUUUUUGAAGAUCAGCUCAAGAAGCAGGAAUUAGCCCGGAGUCAGGAAUUAGCCCGGAGUCAGCUGCGAAGCCAGGAAACCCCGGCACUGUCAGAACAGAUCGAUGGCAGUGCUUUCUCCUGCUUUCCCACACGCCAGAACAAUUCCUUGCUGAAUGUACUUGCAGAUCAGUCUAAUAAAAGUGACGCUACUAGUUGUGCUGGCCACUCACCUCCCGUCAACAGGGCCUUAAAGCCAGCUGCGACUUUAAAUGCUGUUCAGAAUUUAGUGGUUGAAGGACUGAGAUGCGUCGUUUUAUCAAGAGAUCUUUGCCACAGAUUUCUGCUGCUGGCAGAAUCCAAUACAGUGAGGGGAAUAGAAACCUGUGGAAUACUCUGUGGGAAGCUGACACAUAAUGAAUUUACUAUUACCCACUUAAUAGUGCCAAAGCAGUCUGCGGGCCCAGACUAUUGUGACGUGGAGAAUGUGGAAGAAUUAUUCAGUGUUCAGGAUCAACAUGAUCUCCUCACUCUGGGGUGGAUCCAUACACAUCCAACCCAAACUGCAUUCUUAUCCAGUGUUGAUCUCCACACUCACUGUUCCUAUCAGCUCAUGUUGCCUGAGGCCAUCGCCAUCGUCUGUUCACCAAAGCAUAAAGACACCGGCAUCUUCAGGCUCACUGACGCUGGCAUGCUUGAGGUUUCUGCUUGUAAAAAGAAGGGCUUUCAUCCACACACCAAGGACCCCAGGCUGUUCAGUGUAUGCAGACAUGUGUUGGUGAAAGACAUAAAGAUAAUUGUGCUGGAUCUGAGGUGA
Messenger RNA from Rangifer tarandus platyrhynchus (Svalbard reindeer), 1329 nucleotides. NCBI's taxonomy places the organism in Eukaryota, Metazoa, Chordata, Mammalia, Artiodactyla, Cervidae. The record is from the annotation of a GenBank genome assembly.